AACACGCGACUCGAGUGGCGCCACCAAACGGGAAAUGGGUCAGGGGCUGAGUUGCGGAGAGGCACGGGAGAGUAGUGGUGGUCUGUUUGGGGCGGUGGAGAAUGGGGAGCUGGAGUUGGUUGAGGAUAUGGUGGAAGCUGACCCAAGAGUUUUGGAGCUGAGAAGAGGCCAUGGGAAGCUCUCUGCUUUGCAUGUGGCUGCUGCUAGUGGUCGGAUCGAGGUGCUUUCGAUGCUUUUGGAUCGGUCUGUUAGUCCUGAUAUAGUGAAUCGCCAUAAGCAGACUCCGCUGAUGUUGGCUGCAAUGCAUGGCAAUAUUGCUUGCGUUAGAAAGCUUAUCCAAGCAGGAGCAAAUAUAUUGAUGUUUGACUCAUUAAAUGGAAGAACUUGCCUGCAUUAUGCUGCUUACUAUGGCCAUUCAGAUUGCCUCCAAGCCUUUCUUUCCGCCGCACAAUCCACCACAGUCGCAAAUUCUUGGGGAUUUGCGAGAUUUGUGAAUAUUAGAGAUGGAGGUGGUGCAACCCCAUUGCACUUGGCUGCCCGACAAAGCCGGGCAGAGUGUGUGCAUGUUCUUCUGGAUAGUGGGGCACUUGUUUGUGCUUCAACUGGUGGAUACAGCUACCCUGGAAGCACUCCACUUCAUUUAGCGGCUCGUGCUGGUUCUUUAGAUUCUAUUCGAGAGUUGCUUGCUUGGGGAGCAGAUCGGCUUCAUUUAGAUUCAUCAGGGAGAAUACCUUACCUGGUUGCUCUGAAGCACAAGCAUCAAGCAUGUGCAGCGAUACUGAACCCUUCAUCAGCAGAGCCUCUUGUCUGGCCAUCACCAUUGAAGUUCAUCAGCGAACUCAAUCCAGAAGCUAAAGCUUUGUUGGAGAGGGCGUUAAUGGAAUCAAACAUGGAGAGGGAGAAAGCUAUCUUGAAGGAGAUAGUCUCCAUUCCAUCUCCUUUGCAUUCAGAUGUAGAGGCUGAUGAUUAUGCCUCUGAGGCCAGCGAUGUGGACCUAUGCUGCAUAUGCUUUGAUCAGUUAUGCACAAUUGAGGUUGGGCCAUGCGGCCAUCAGAUGUGUGCUCAUUGCACCCUUGCUCUGUGCUGCCACAAGAAGCCCGACCCUUCAUCUAUAUCUUGCCCUACAGUCCCUGUUUGCCCCUUUUGUCGAACCAGCAUCACCCAACUAGUUGUUGCCAAUAUCAAGGCCAACAAUGAUGUGGAGGUGGAAAUGAGUCCCUCGAAGCCGAGGAAAUCAAGAAAGUCUAAUGUUAGUGAAGGCAGCAGUAGCUUCAAGGGCUUGUCGCCUUUGGGAUCAUUUGGAAGAUUGGGUGGUCGCAGUUCAGCAAGGGUAUCUGCUGAAUGCAAUGAAGACAUCAAGCCUUGACAAGUGCAGCUAUGGAGCAUGGACUUGUCCUUUCUCUGAACAAUCAAGCAGAUGGAACUAGCUUUCUUGAGUUUGCUUGAGGAGCUAGACCAUCACUGGUAUGAACAUCUUACUUACCUUUUGGAGGUCUUAAGUGCUAUAAGCAUAUGAGAAUAUGUAUGUCCUUUGGGGCGCACCAAGUCUGCAGUUUUUUGCUUUCUUGAGUCGGGUUUAGUCUGCUUUUCUUUACAUUAAAGAAGCAGCAAAACUCAAGGGUUUGUCACCCAAUUAUAAAUAUAAUUCUAUAUCAUAUAAAUAAAAUGUCAUUUAUCUUCCCCUC
This is a messenger RNA of Fragaria vesca subsp. vesca, 1685 nucleotides long. Its product is annotated as putative E3 ubiquitin-protein ligase XBAT31-like. NCBI's taxonomy places the organism in Eukaryota, Viridiplantae, Streptophyta, Magnoliopsida, Rosales, Rosaceae. The transcript is spliced from 8 exons. Gene Ontology annotation, molecular function: protein binding. The record is from RefSeq and is a predicted model, not a curated record. The coding region runs from base 35 to 1366 and encodes 443 amino acids.